Molecule: messenger RNA, 4308 nt
Organism: Fulvia fulva
Lineage: Eukaryota; Fungi; Ascomycota; Dothideomycetes; Mycosphaerellales; Mycosphaerellaceae
Product: ABC multidrug transporter H
Exons: 2
Coding region: 1-4308 (1435 amino acids)
Biological process (GO): transmembrane transport
Cellular component (GO): membrane
Molecular function (GO): ATP hydrolysis activity; ABC-type transporter activity; ATP binding
Source: RefSeq, a predicted model, not a curated record
AUGCCUUAUCAAAGGGCUGAAUCAGGGUUCUCGGUGGGCAGUGGAGCAGGGUCGGAGAUCUAUCGAACAGUUUCACAUGCAUUGGCACACACACUCAGCAGCAAGACGCCCCAAGAGCCGAUCGAGGAUGGAGAGGAUGAUAGUGAUAUGGAGAUCAGCAAGGCUGAUGACUGGCAUAUGAUGGCCGAGGUCAAGGAGAUGUUGCGUCAGACUGAGUCGGAUGGAGCCAAGGAGAAACGACUUGGUGUUACGUGGAAGAACUUGACGGUGAAGGGUGUUGGUGCUGAUGCGGCUUUUCAUGAGAAUGUGCUCAGUCAAUACGAUGUUUCAACACUUUUCAAGGAGAGUCGCCAAAAGCCACCGCUCAAGACGAUAGUCGAAGACAGCCACGGCUGCGUCAAGCCUGGAGAGAUGAUCCUGGUCCUUGGACGACCUGGAGCAGGAUGCACAUCGCUUCUCAAGAUGCUAUCCAACCGUCGGCUGGGCUACGCAGAAGUCACUGGCGACGUUAGGUUCGGCUCGAUGGACCACAAGGAAGCAGAACAGUUCCGUGGGCAGAUCGUUAUGAACACAGAGGAGGAGCUCUUCUUCCCAACACUUACCGUAAAGCAAACAAUGGACUUCGCUACCCGCAUGAAGGUACCAUCCCACCUACCAGGAAACCUCACAUCCGCCAAGGAAUAUCAGAACAUCCACAGAGACUUCCUCAUGAGAUCGAUGGGUAUCGAGCAUACGUACAACACCAAGGUCGGUAACGAGUACGUGCGAGGUGUUUCUGGUGGAGAGAGGAAGCGGGUCUCUAUCAUCGAGACAAUGGCGUCAAGAGGGUCAGUCUAUUGCUGGGACAACUCAACACGAGGUCUGGAUGCGUCAACGGCUCUGGAGUAUACCAAGUGUAUACGUGCCCUGACGGAUAUUCUGGGCCUUAGCUCGAUCGUCACACUGUACCAGGCUGGUAACGGCAUCUACGACCUGUUCGACAAGGUCCUCGUUCUCGACGAGGGCAAGCAGAUCUUCUACGGCCCUAUGCCUCAAGCCAAACCAUUCAUGGAAGAGCUGGGCUUCAUGUACACCGAUGGUGCUAACGUCGCCGACUUCCUCACUGGUGUCACGGUACCCACCGAGCGACGUGUCAAGCCAGGCAUGGAGCACCGCGCUCCUCGCACAGCAGAAGACAUCCGAGCAUACUACGAGAAGACCAAUGUCAAGUACCUGAUGGAAUCGGAAUACAGCUACCCAGACUCCGACGAAGCCAAGCAGUACACCGAGGCCUUCAAAGAGAGUGUCACCCACGAGAGGAACCCGAGUUUGCCUAAGAAGUCGCCUUUGACUGUCAGCUUCUACACACAGGUCAGCGCUGCUGUCAUCAGACAGUAUCAACUGCUUUGGGGUGACAAGGCGACUUUUUUCAUCACACAAGGUGCAACCAUCGCCCAGUCGCUGAUUGCUGGCUCGCUCUUCUAUGAUGCGCCCGCAAACUCAUCCGGUCUCUUCUCAAAGGGUGGUGCCCUCUUCUUCGCACUGCUGUACAACUCCCUCCUAUCCAUGAGCGAAGUCACCAACUCUUUCGCUGCCCGUCCGGUCCUGGCCAAGCACCGCGGCUUCGCACUCUACCACCCUGCCGCUUUCUGUAUCGCUCAGAUCGCAGCCGAUAUCCCGCUCAUCUUGGUCCAGGUCACGCUCUACUCGAUCCCAGCCUACUUCAUGACGGGUCUCAAAGAUACCGCCGGCGCAUUCUUCACGUUCUGGGUUCUCUGUUUCGCAGUGACUAUGACGAUGACGGCCUGCUUCAGAUCUAUCGGUGCUGCAUUCCCAAACUUCGAUGCUGCUUCGAAGGUCUCUGGGUUCUUGAUCUCGGCGCUGAUUAUGUAUACUGGUUACAUGAUUGCGAAGCCGGAUAUGCAUCCUUGGUUUGUGUGGAUUUAUUGGAUUGAUCCGCUUGCUUAUGGCUAUGAGGCGCUGUCUGGUAAUGAGUUUGCUGGUCAGGUCAUUCCUUGCGUGAACAACAAUUUGGUACCCAAUGGUCCUGGCUACGCCGACAAUCGAUUCCAAGCUUGUACCGGUGUACGUGGUGCACAAGUUGGUGCUGCGUCUCUGACUGGAGAAGAAUACCUCGAGGGCCUGUCAUACAGUGCUGACAAUGUCUGGCGCAACUUUGCUAUCAUCUGGGCAUGGUGGGCUCUCUUCGCUGCGUUGACAAUCUACUUCACCAGCAAGUGGAGUAUGAUCUCUGGAAACUCUGGCUUCCUGGUCAUCCCUCGCGAGAAGGCGAAGAAGGCAGCACAUCUGGUCAAUGACAAAGAGUCUCUCCUAGCAUCAUCUGGUGCUAGUGAGAAGUCAUCGCGUGGCUUUGAUGACGAAAAGCCGAGAGACACCAACGUCGACAGCCAGCUCAUCCGCAACACCAGUAUCUUCACCUGGAAGAACCUCACUUACACCGUCAAGACGCCUACUGGUGACCGUAUUCUGCUAGACAACGUUCAAGGAUGGGUGAAACCCGGUAUGCUUGGUGCGCUCAUGGGCUCUUCUGGCGCUGGUAAGACAACACUCCUCGACGUCCUCGCACAACGCAAAACAGAUGGUACCAUCAAAGGAAGCGUCCUCGUCGACGGCCGCGAGCUUCCAGUCUCCUUCCAACGCUCCGCCGGCUACUGCGAACAGCUCGACGUCCACGAGCCCCUCGCAACCGUUCGCGAAGCCCUCGAGUUCUCCGCCCUCCUUCGCCAAAGCAGAGACAUUCCCAAAGCAGAGAAGCUCAAAUAUGUCGACACGAUCAUCGACCUCCUCGAAAUGCACGACAUCGAAAACACCCUCAUCGGCACAACCUCCGCCGGCCUCUCGGUCGAACAACGCAAACGUCUCACUAUCGGCGUCGAGCUCGUUUCCAAGCCCUCUAUCCUCAUUUUCCUCGACGAACCCACCUCCGGUCUCGAUGGCCAAGCUGCGUUCAACAUCGUCCGUUUCCUCCGCAAACUCGCCGAUGUAGGUCAAGCUGUCCUGGUAACAAUCCAUCAACCGUCCGCCUCCCUCUUCGCCCAAUUCGACACACUCCUCCUCCUCGCCAAGGGCGGCAAGACCGUCUACUUCGGCGACAUAGGCGACAACGCAUCCACCAUCCGUGACUACUUUGGUCGCUACGGUGCUCCAUGCCCUACCCACGCCAAUCCCGCCGAGCACAUGAUCGAUGUCGUCUCCGGCUCCCUCUCCAAGGGCCGCGACUGGAACCAAGUCUGGCUCGAAUCGCCCGAGUACUCCAACAUGAACACCGAACUCGACCGUAUGGUCUCCGACGCCGCCUCAAAGCCACCCGGCACCACCGACGACGGCCACGAAUUCGCUAUGGGCCUAUGGGACCAGAUCAAGCUCGUAACCCACCGCAACAACAUCUCCCUCUACCGCAACGUAGAAUACGCCAACAACAAAUUCUCCCUCCACAUCGGCUCCGGCCUCUUCAACGGCUUCACAUUCUGGAUGAUCGGCAACUCCGUCGCAGACCUGCAACUCCGCCUCUUCACCAUCUUCAACUUCAUCUUCGUAGCACCAGGCGUCAUGGCCCAGCUGCAACCCCUCUUCAUCGACCGCCGCGACAUUUACGAGGCGCGCGAGAAGAAGAGCAAAAUGUACCACUGGUCCGCGUUCGCAACGGGCCUCAUCGUCUCGGAAAUCCCAUACCUGGUCAUCUGCGCGAUUCUCUACUUCGUCACGUGGUACUGGACCGUCGGGUUUCCCAGGGAUAGCAACAAAGCCGGCGCGACCUUCUUCGUCAUGCUCUGUUACGAAUUCAUCUACACGGGAAUCGGCCAGGCGGUAGCUGCCUACGCCCCCAACGCUGUCUUCGCAACCCUUACGAAUCCUCUCAUUAUCACGCUGCUCGCCUCCUUCUGCGGCGUGCUACUCCCCUACGACCAAAUCCAGUCCUUCUGGCGGUACUGGAUGUACUACCUUAACCCGUACAACUAUCUCAUGGGCAGCAUGCUCGUCUUCUCGACCUUCGACGUUGAGGUGACAUGCAAGACUUCCGAACUGGCCAUCUUCAAUACCCCCAAUGGCGAAACGUGCGCGGAGUAUUUGGCGGGGUAUCUACAAGGUUUCGGAUCGAGGACGAAUUUGCUGAAUCCGAUGGACACGACGGGGUGUCAGGUGUGUCAGUAUAGGACGGGUGCUGAUUACCUUUAUGCGCUGAAUUUGAAGGAUUAUUAUUAUGGGUGGAGGGAUGCGGGGAUUACGGCGUUGUUUGUGUUUUCGAGUUAUGGGUGUGUUUAUUUGUUGAUGAAACUCCGGACAAAGGCUAGUAAGAAGGCAGAGUAG